Molecule: messenger RNA, 1285 nt
Organism: Hyaloscypha bicolor E
Lineage: Eukaryota; Fungi; Ascomycota; Leotiomycetes; Helotiales; Hyaloscyphaceae
Exons: 1
Coding region: 185-1042 (285 amino acids)
Source: RefSeq, a predicted model, not a curated record
UCGACCCUUCCACAACAUCUUCGACUACAACGACUUAGAACUCUUCCGCAACGACUUCGAACCCUUCCUUCUCUUCUUCUCUUCAUCUAUUGAACUCAGCCUUACUGCACACUCUCAUCCAGAAAGCUAGCUGAAAACACCAGCCUUCCAUCGCGGACUCCCAUCAAUAACCGUGGCUUUGGAUAUGACCGUCAUUAAUCAGUACGAGCCCCGCUUCACGCUGACGCUCGUUGGAAUUUUCACUGCCUACUACAUCUUAUGUCGCCCGACGUCUAUCGAUUUCGCCUUCAAGGUCCUCUCCGUGCCUCUCUCCGUGCUCUUCAUGCUCUGUGUGCUCCGCAGAUCGGACGCGCACCUGACGCCUUCUGAUAAUUAUUACUUUAUCUCGUUCUGGGUUGCAUCUCACAAUGUCCACACGAUUGUCUCGGGCUUCGUCAUGUUCCGCACUCUCUUAACUCUGGGCUGGACUUACGUCGACAACAGGAAGGUCAAGGUCGACGAGCUGCGCAAGACUAGUUUCAUAGCCACUACCUGUAUCCUCUGGGCUUUCUCGCUCUGGAUUGCAUUAUACGACCUCAAAUUGAUCACUUUGGGCUUACUUGUGAUCUACGCUCUGCUGUACUGGAUCUAUUACGGCUUAAAUUUUCUAGUCGUUAUCGCUGUAAUAAUCCUCUGGCCUCUGUCGCUCUGGAUGGGAUCGCAGGUAAAUCUCAACUUCAUCACCGUAGGCUUAUCCUUGAUCUGCGGUCCCUUUCUCCUAUACUGGAUCUACACCGACAGCAUCAAGGUCGAGGCCGACAAGCUGCGCAAUUCUAGUGACAUCGCCAAUCUCCUAGCCGUCUUCGCUGCCAUCUACGCCGUUCUCCUCCGCGCCUUUUUCCGCACCUCUUCUCACGUAGUGUUCGGAAAUCACAUCGGCGGCCUCGAGUUCGGCGACUUUAUAGUGCAAUUGAUUAUUUUCAUCGGCGUCAAAUUGGCUUGGCCUGAGGGGAUCGAGCAGAAUGAACCUAAUCGUGCCCAGCAUCUCGAUUUGUCUAUCUGAUAUGGAAAAUAGGCCUCUGAGUACCCGCAAGAGAUGAAUGACGCUUUGACUCUAGCUAGAGUGACGGUUUCUUUGUCUCCUAUAGCUUCAACACAACCCAAUCUGGAGUUUCUUGCUAGUCUUUCCGGCGUUAUCUGUUCCUGGCAGCAGGCCACGCACAAGCAUAUAUAUAGUAUCUUUACCGCCCUUAGGGCACCAUCAUUCCUUACUAUUAUACCAAUAUACACCCAUAUUAUCCGCACA